AAAGAUAAAAAAACAGAAGAAGAAAUACGAUCUAAAAUUGUACACAUGAAUUCAGAAUUUGACACUCUGUCUCCAGCAAAGAACCUUAAACCCUCACACUGUCGACUACCAAAACCAGAGUAGCCGCCACCGAAAUGGCCGCCGACAAAAUCCAAACAUUCAACGACUUUGUGAAGGUCCACGGUCUAUUACUGGAAGCUUCGGGGAUACCCAAGUCACUGUAUAGACAGCUCUUCCAGAAGCUCUCGACCGAGACCUUCGAUGGCGGUGACUUCUUUCAGGUCGAGCCAUGCGAGGAUGGCAGACAGAGGCGUCUCGUACUCACCUCGGACUCCAUGGAGAAGGAGUCCCAAGUGUUCCUCAUCGACCACGCCUGGACUUUUCGCCUCUCCGAUGCCCUAAAACAGUUGGAAGAAGUUCCUGGGUUGGCUGAGAGGAUGGGUUCCUUGAUGUGUGUUGAUAUUGAUUUGAAUUCAGAUGUUGAGGAGGCGGAUUAUGAAGGUGGUGGUUCAGAUGAGAAUAAUACCAAAUUGAAUGUCGUUGAGAUGGUGGAGAGUCAAAUUCGCGGAGCCAAAGAGAAAGGUGAUGACACUGUGAGAUGGUUGGAGCUUGAGGAGCUUGACAUUGAGGAUGCUACAUUGUUAUCACUCAACUUGCCACGUAAAUUUCAAAAUUUGCUUGCGCUUAGCGUGCGUGGAAACAACCUCAAGGAUGUGGAAGGCGUUACGCAAGAAAUCACCAAAUUGAAGCAACUAAAGGCUGUUUGGCUAAACGAUAAUCCAAUUCUACAGAGCUGUGAUGAUCACGUGGCAGAUACUAUUCUUCAAGGUUGUCCCGGAUUGGAAAUUUAUAAUUCACGUUUCACCCAUAAUUUUGGUGAGUGGGCCUUUGGAUUUUGUGGAGGAAUAUACAAUGAGGAGAAUCCAGGCUGUUUCCAUCAGAAUGACCAUCCGUUGGAGAGUGUGACCUCUCUUGACCUUUCAAAUAGAUGCAUUCACAAUUUAAUUAAUAAGGCUUUUUCUCCUGUCGAGAUGCCAUCUCUUUCAUAUUUGAAUAUUCGAGGAAAUCCAUUGGAACAGAACUUGGUUCACGACUUAUUGGAGAUCUUAAAGGGAUUCACUUGCUUAUGUGCUCUGGAGGUGGACAUUCCAGGGCCUCUUGGAGAAAGUGCUCUCGUAAUUAUUGAAUCUCUUCCUAAUCUUUCUUUACUGAAUGGUGUCAAUACAUCAAAAGUUCUAGAAUCUGGAAAGUGUGUGAUCGAUUCAAUGCUCCGACCACGUCUCCCUGAAUGGGCUGGCAAGGAACCUCUUGUUGUUCGUGUUAUCAAUGCAAUGUGGUUGUAUUUGAUGACGUAUAGACUCGCAGAUGAAGAAAAGAUUGAUGAAACCUCUGUAUGUUAUGUGAUGGAUGAACUAGGUUCGGCUUUGCGGCAUAGUGAUGAACCAAAUUUCAGAGUGUCUCCUUUCCUCUACAUGCCAGAGGGUAAACUGGCGUCAGCUGUGAGCUUUUCAAUUCUAUGGCCUAUCCUAAAUGUUAAAGAAGGCGACGAGUGCACUCGUGAUUUUCUAUUUGGUAUUGGGGAGGAGAAACAACGUUCUGCCAGACUUACUGCUUGGUUUCUUACUCCGCAAAAUUAUUUUAUUAAGGAGUACGAGAAAUACUGGCAGAAAUUGAAAGCAAUAAGUUUUUCCUCCCCGCCUGCGAAUUCAUCUACAACCUAUAGUCUGCUUCGCAGUAAUGAAAGUGCUUUACGCAUUCACUCGGAUAUACCUCAAGUGGAAGAAUUUUUGACUCGUCCUGAAUUUAUAUUCACAUCUGACCCAAAAGAGGCAGAUAUAAUAUGGACAAGUAUGCAGGUGGAUGAGGACACGAGAAAGGCUGCAGGACUGACAGAUCAACAGUACAUAAAUCAAUUUCCAUUUGAGGCUUGUCUUGUCAUGAAACAUCAUUUGGCAGAAACUGUUCAGAAGGCACAUGGAUCUCCUGAAUGGUUUCAGCCUACUUAUAAUCUUGAAACGCAUCUGACACAGCUUAUUGGUGACUAUUAUAUACGCAACAAGGAUGGGCUAGACAAUUUAUGGAUCUUAAAACCGUGGAACAUGGCAAGAACUAUCGAUACUACUGUAACUGGUGAUUUAUCUGCUAUUAUCCGUCUCAUGGAGACCGGUCCAAAAAUAUGUCAGAAAUAUAUUGACCACCCUGCUUUAUUCCAAGGAAGGAAAUUUGAUCUCCGUUACAUUGUUCUUGUUCGCAGCAUGAGCCCCUUGGAAAUAUUCCUUGCUGACGUUUUUUGGGUUCGAUUGGCAAACAAUGCAUAUUCUUUAGACAAGCGUAGUUUUUUUGAGUAUGAGACUCAUUUUACUGUUAUGAACUACAGGGGUAGACUGAAUCACAUGAGCACACCAAAAUUUGUUAGGGAAUUUGAAGAGGAACAUCAAGUUAAAUGGUCGGAUAUCCACCUGAGAGUUACAAAUAUGAUCAGAUCGGUUUUCGAGUCAGCUGCGGUAGUGCAUCCAGAAAUGCAUAGUCCAAUGUCUAGGGCCAUGUAUGGUGUGGAUGUCAUGCUUGAUUGCCAUUUCCUGCCGAAGUUACUGGAGGUCACCUACUGUCCUGAUUGUACUAGAGCCUGCAAGUAUGAUACAGAAGCCAUAUUUAAAGGAGAAACUGUCAGGGGUAUCGACUUCUACAAUUACGUGUUUGGUUGUCUCUUUUUAAAUGAAACUACUCAUGUAUCCCCAUUGUAACUGGGACUUAAAGAAGAAUUUGUAGUCAUUUGCUAUUGUUCUUUGGCAUUAAGGUUUGAUAUGUGAUAUGAUUGAAGGCUCAUUGUUCCUUUUAAGGCUUCUUGUCGACUUGUCUAUUUCUGGUUAUCAGAAAUGAAAGAACAGACAACGGCCAUCUUACCAAUCCCUUUCGUUUGCA
Cornus florida is the source of this 2922-nucleotide messenger RNA. RefSeq lists its product as uncharacterized. The record is from RefSeq and is a predicted model, not a curated record. The transcript has 15 exons. The coding region runs from base 135 to 2744 and encodes 869 amino acids. Lineage: Eukaryota; Viridiplantae; Streptophyta; Magnoliopsida; Cornales; Cornaceae. Gene Ontology annotation, biological process: protein modification process.